Messenger RNA from Pundamilia nyererei, 2664 nucleotides. RefSeq names its product solute carrier organic anion transporter family, member 2A1 (gene slco2a1). Gene Ontology annotation, cellular component: basolateral plasma membrane. The coding region runs from base 357 to 2402 and encodes 681 amino acids. Gene Ontology annotation, biological process: prostaglandin transport; transmembrane transport; sodium-independent organic anion transport. The transcript is spliced from 15 exons. Lineage: Eukaryota; Metazoa; Chordata; Actinopteri; Cichliformes; Cichlidae. Gene Ontology annotation, molecular function: protein binding; prostaglandin transmembrane transporter activity. The record is from RefSeq and is a predicted model, not a curated record.
CUCUGCUCAUUAGCUCGGGACAGAAAACAGCUCUGAGUGGCGCAUACCGCGCGUAAUGAGCUGCUGGAGAACAAUACGGGGCUCGCUGGAUACUUGACAAACACUCCUGCUCACAUUAGAGCCCGUCUGCGUGUGAAUAACGCGGUGAGUAACACCGGGGACUCCGCUCUUUAACAAACAGUUCAACUGUCACAGGUGAGCGCUGCGCCCCGUGACUCAGACCUGUUCCCUUUUCACAAGUUUCAAAACAUUUACGCGUGGAGCCGUGGGCUGAGUCCAGUUACAUCAUCAGCGACGGGCAUAAAAAAGAAGAAAAGAAAAGAGAGCGCACACAGCAGCGGGGGGAGGACGCAAACAUGAAACCUGGAGAGGAAGCCUUUCUGCUCACUGUGGAGCCCCGAGCCGAAGCGAUGGACGCGAAUCUGCGCAGAGACGCGAAGAAGCCCAGGACGCUCCGCUGCAGCAUAAAGCUGUUCGUGCUCUGCCACGGCCUCCUGCAGUUGUCCCAGCUGCUGUACAGCGCCUACUUCAAGAGCACCAUCAGCACAAUCGAGAGACGCUACGGCCUCAGCAGCUACUCCUCGGGAACCAUUUCCUCUCUGCACGAGAUCAGUAACAGCAUACUGAUUGUGUUCGUGAGCUACUUUGGGAAUCGGGUCCACCGUCCUCGCAUCAUCGGCGUCGGUGGACUGCUGAUGGCCAUCAGUGCCAUGAUGCUGACUUUGCCUCACUUCCUGUCUCAGCCGUAUGAAUACGGCUCUGUUUUACAUAAUCGCCACGAAAUGUGCAACCUGCAGAGCACCUCAAACAGCACACAGUCGUGCAACCGUGAUGAAACGAGACGUCUGACCGACACCAACAACCUGUGGCUGCUCAUGGCCAGCGCUCAGCUGCUCUUUGGUGUCGGAUCAGUGCCCAUCCAGCCCUAUGGGAUUUCCUACAUUGAUGAUUUUGCUGGGCCUGCAAAUUCCCCUCUCUACAUAGCCAUCCUGUUUGCAGUUUCUGUAUUCGGGCCUGCCAUCGGCUACCUGCUGGGCUCAGUCAUGCUGCGGGUCUAUGUGGACGUGAACAAAAAAGAUUUGGGAGAAGCUGCGCUCCAACUCAGACCCGACGAUCCUCGCUGGAUCGGUGCCUGGUGGAUGGGCCUGCUCAUCUCUACCGGCUGCCUUGUUCUCACCUCUAUCCCCUACUUCUUCUUCCCGCGUACCAUGGCUUCACAAGACCACGGAGAAAAAAACGAUGGAGAAAGAUCUAUGACAGAGGGGGCAGGAGAAGAAGAUAAGAAAUUAUUUUCAGAGGUGACUCGAAGUGAGUCUGGCUCAGAAGAUGAGGGCUCUUUGCUGGGCUUCCUGAAGAGUUUUCCCAAAAAGUUUGUCGACCUCUUGCUGAGCCCUCUUUUCCUGAUCCUUGUCCUGGCCCAGUGCUGCUUCUCGUCGGUUAUUGCAGGGCUUGCUACGUUCCUUAACAAGUAUCUGGAGCGACAGUAUGCAACUACAGCCGUAUAUGCCAACCUGCUCUUUGGUUCUGUGAACCUACCGUCUGUGGCUGUGGGGAUGCUGGCUGGCGGGGUCAUCAUGAAAAGGGUGGGUCUCUCUCUGAAGGCCAUCCCACGUUUCUCUGUGGUGAUGCUGACCAUCUCCACCCUCUUCUACAUCCCUCUGUUCUGGAUGGGGUGUUCAACACAGAAGGUUUCAGAGGUCAAUCAUUUCCAGAACAGCCAGUCUUGGUCUCCACCCAGCUGCUAUUCAAACUGCAACUGUCCUAACAGCACCUUUAAUCCCGUGUGCAGCUAUGACGGCAUUGAGUACAUCUCUCCGUGCCACGCUGGCUGCACGAACUUCACCAAAGACCCCGACAACACCCACAGGAUUCGGGAGUAUACCAACUGCAGCUGCACUGCCAGCACUAAGGCCAAACCAGGUCCUUGUGAGAAUGGCUGCUCUCAUUUUCUUCACCCUGUCAUAAUCGUCAUCGCUCUAGCAUCCCUCAUCGCCUGCCUAACGCACAACCCCAUGUACAUGAUGGUGCUCAGAUCUGUUCCUUCUGAUGAGAAGUCAUUUGCCAUAGGAAUUCAGUUUCUACUCAUGAGACUGCUAGCUUGGCUCCCGGCCCCUGCUCUCUUUGGGAUGGCCAUCGACACAUCGUGCCUCAGGUGGAGAACUGUAUGCGAAAAGAAGUUUAGCUGUGGUUACUAUGACAACAACAUGUUGAGGAACCGGUAUCUGGGCUUACAGGUGGGUUAUAAGGUCAUGGGCAUCGUCCUGCUGAUGAUUCUCGGGUGGAAGGCGCACCGGACCGAGGAGUACAGUCUGGCAGAUGACAAGAAGGACCACUCUGAUUGUCCGGCUGGGAAGCAGGGUGAUCCAAACCUUUUAAAGCUUUGCUGCGGUGUUAAACGCUGAGUAAAGCUUUCAGUGGAAGGAAUCCAUAGUCAAGAUGGGCCAGCACUGUGACCUCAAUUUCUUUAGGCCCAUUCCUCCUAUCCAGUUCUUCAAUGGUUGGACAGAGGAUAUCCAUUUUCCACAGGGGAAUAUUCUCUAUGUUUCUGGAUGCAUUUUGAUUGGAGUAAUUCAGACGUUAUGACCAGCAGAGCAUACGUUAAAGCACAUCGUUUGUAAAUGGUAAAUGGCCUGUAUUUGUAUAGCGCUUUACUAGUCCCUAAGG